Messenger RNA from Cylindrotheca closterium, 2424 nucleotides. The record is from the annotation of a GenBank genome assembly. NCBI's taxonomy places the organism in Eukaryota, Bacillariophyta, Bacillariophyceae, Bacillariales, Bacillariaceae.
AUGGCCUCACUCGACAGUGACCACGAAGUCGUCUCGAUUUCCAACAAGCCAUUCACAUCAGUGCCUUUAUUCUUACCAGAUGAUGUAGAGUACGACCCAGAAACGAACACCAUUAGUGCCAAGCCGAAGAAUGGAGGUUCCGAAAAUGAAGCAUCCAAUGAGGCACCUCAACUGGUCUUGGUCCCCAACGCGGGUGUCGAAAUGCUUCAAACUAUGAAGCCCAAGAAUGCUCCCGUCUCCAUGAUUUCCUGCGUCGGUCCCUACCGGACAGGCAAGUCCUUGUUAGUUUCUAGAUUUUUAGAGAAUUCCAAUGCCUUUCAAAUUGGACCCACUUUGGAGGGAUGCACUCGCGGCAUUUGGAUCAGUACAUCCGCCAUUAAACAGAAAUCCACUGGGGUCUACAAAUUUGUCUUGGAUUGUGAGGGCAUGGGAGAUCCCUUGUCGGCUACUGGAGCGGACGCUUCUGCUACAAAUGAUGCUCGGAUUGCAUUGGCCUGUGUCCUACUAUCUAGUGUCUUUGUGUUUAACAAUACCAGUCACCCCGAUCGAGGAUCCUUGACCUUUUUGCGCUAUUUGGAGACUGUGCGAAGGCGCAUUCCAGCCACCAAGAGUCGGGUCAAGUAUCCCAGCUUUUUGUGGGUCUUUCGGGAUUUCUUUUUGCAGUUGCCUCCACGCAAAGACGAUCCGUCGAAAAAAUAUAGUCUUGAGGAAUACGUUCUAGAACGGGUCAUGCAUCAAAACCACAAUGGCGAUGACAAGCAAGUGGUAGACUCAUUGUUGAAUGACUUUGCCGACUUUAAUGUCUUGUCCAUCGGAUAUCCCAAACGAAAGGAAGGUCUUCCUUUCCAAGUCGAAGAAAUGUCCAUGUUGGGAGAUGUUCCCUGGACUGAGUUCGAUGAUGCCUUUCAACAAGACAUGAAUACGGUUAUCAAAUACUGCCUGAAAGAGGCAGAAACACCAUUCGCAAUGGGCGAUGAGAAGAAGGGCUGGAACUGGAGUCCCCGAUCUAGCAACAAGCUUGGAAACUACGCCCAUCCAUCCGUCAUUGCCAAGUGGUGCGAAACUUGCAUCGAGUUGGUAAACUCAGAUGGGGUCAUUCCCAACCUUCCCGAUCUGCAGCACCAACUGCUAAAGUCUAUGGCGGAAGAGCACGUGGCCAAGUGUAUUGAAGAGUACAAGACUGGAUUGCAAACGUUUUUGGAUUCGUCUGAUGUUUACAACGAAGGAAGUGCUGGAAAGACAGACAUCAAAUUGGAAAAUGGCGAUUCCAAGCCAACCUGGUUGGCUGUUGGUGUAGACCUGAAUUUGAUCAUCGAGGAACUAGAACUAAAGGGAGUUGCCGACGCGGACAGCUUGUUGGAAUUCAGCAAUAAAACCAGCACAAAGCUCAAGGCUGAACUCACGGAAUCCAUUUCCUUGCCGUCUAUCCUAAAGGAAGUAAUGGAAAUGUACGAAUCCAGUUGUGAUGGUCCUAGCAAGACAUCCUUCUUGUCGCAGAUUGAACAAGAGAAUUACAAACGAUCGCAAACAGCAUGUGAGUCUGUGGCCCAACGCCUCUAUACACCCAUUCGCAAGACCAUUCGCGAUGAUCCAAACCAAGUGAGUGUAUAUGACUUUGAAACCAAAGUCUUGGGAGCAGUGGAGCAAUUCUUUGGUGAUUGUGCCAGAGGACCAGCCAUGGAGGAAACCCUCCUUCAAUAUAUUAAGGAUCCCGGUGAUGCUGACGCUGUCUUCUUGGCCACCGUGCAAGAAAGACAAGUUCUUCUGAACAAGGCCCUUGAGUUACAAGCCAACUUGGAACGAGAUAUUGAAGAGAAACGGGCUGGUCUUGCAAAAAUGGAGAACGAUCUGAAGGCAACCAAGGAAAAGAACCAGAAGGAAAUGGAAACGCUGAAGACAAACCACGAGCAAACCAUGGCCAAGGCAAUUGCCGAGCAAAAGAAACGAGAAGAAGAACGAUUGGCAGCUUUGGAAAAUGAAAUGCAGUCCAAGCUAAAGGAAACCGAAAAGACUUUACAACAAAAGGAGGAACAGCGAGUCAAGGAGAUUGGUAAUCUCAAGGAGGAAGCAGAAAAGAGGCUUUCGAUGGAAGUGACCACUCGAGAAGAAAGGCUGAAGAAAGAGCAACUGGCUCACGAUGCUGAAAUGAAACGUUUGAGAGCUGAAGCUGAAAAGAAGAUGGAGGAAGAGAUGAAGGCUGCUGAGAGAAAGAGUGUAGAAGAACAAGAGAAGAUCAAAAAGCAGAUGGAAGACAUGCUUGCCGAAGCGGAACGAAAGCUUCUAGAAGAAAUCAAUGAAAAGCAGGACAAAUUGAUCGAGGCACAGAAACGAAUCGUUGACAAGGAACAACAUAAUGAAAAACUAUUGGAGAGAGCCGAAUUAGCAGAGGCCCAAGCUUGUCCAGUCACUUGUUGCUGCUCAUGA